Messenger RNA from Dictyostelium discoideum AX4, 846 nucleotides. Its product is annotated as transmembrane protein. Gene Ontology annotation, cellular component: Golgi membrane. NCBI's taxonomy places the organism in Eukaryota, Evosea, Eumycetozoa, Dictyosteliales, Dictyosteliaceae. The coding region runs from base 1 to 846 and encodes 281 amino acids. The transcript has a single exon. The record is from RefSeq and is a predicted model, not a curated record.
AUGACAUUCAAAUUAUCAGCAAGUUUAUUACCAUUAUCAUAUGGUAUAAUUGCAAUGGGAUCAUUCAUUACAACAUUAUUUUUAGCAUGUUAUCUUCAUUUUGAAAGAGUAACAAAGAACCAUUGUAAAAUGUAUGAAUUUUUACCAUCGAUUUCAUCAACCAUUGGUGAUUUCUCACCAGAGAUGAAUGUAUAUCGUUAUGGUAUGGCAUUGACAAGUGGUUUACGUUUAGGUACUAUCUAUUUGAAUCAUCAUGUAUCAACUGAAGAGAAAAACAAUCUUUUGGCUCAAUCAAAUAGUGGUCGUAAAUCAUUCACAAGUAGUUCAGUGUUAGAAUCAGUCAGAAGAUUAGGUUACCUUAUUCCAAUGUCAACCGUUUUCGAUACAAUUCGUGUUUUCUCUGCUGGUGGUUGGAUUUAUAUUAGCUCAAGUGAACAUUUAUUUUCCCAUCAAGUUGGUUUCGUUUCAUAUGUUAUUUUUUCUUUCCUCUAUAUGUAUACUCAUUGUGCUGUACUCUAUCAUACAAAGAUUAAGUUUAGAGCAGGUUUUGAAAAUCAAUCAAUUUCUUCAAUCAUUUUCAAAGGAAAUUAUAGCCCAAAAACUCAAAAAGAUCUCUUCUCUUUCAAAUGGAAAGCAAUUUUAGGUAUUGCUCACUUCCUUUUAUUCGUUGGUUCACUCAAAUAUUUCGUUGAUCAUACUUUUUAUUGUGUUUAUUUAUCUUAUAGUAAAUAUUCAAUCUUUGAAUGGUUAUUAGCAACUACAAAUAUCCUUUACGAUACUUUAACUUAUUUAGAUUUCGAUGGACUUUAUUUCACACUUCACCGUGAAAAGAAAUCUUCAAUUUAA